Acyrthosiphon pisum (pea aphid) is the source of this 7418-nucleotide messenger RNA. RefSeq lists its product as uncharacterized. Lineage: Eukaryota; Metazoa; Arthropoda; Insecta; Hemiptera; Aphididae. Bases 574 to 1500 code for a protein of 308 amino acids. The transcript is spliced from 4 exons. The record is from RefSeq and is a predicted model, not a curated record.
UUAGUUCGUUUCUUGCGCAGUGCUCAGCUAUAACAGUUAGAAAAGUAUUAUUAUACUACGUUUCAUGUUUAUGCACAUAUUAAUGACACGGUACUCCUAUACAAUCGUACUCCUUAAUAAUGAUGUGUAUACUUAUGGGAAUUUAACUGUACAUAGUUGUACAUUGAAGUAUGGUCCCAGACGGAAUGUUAGAAUAAUACUGCUGGAAUAUCUAAUACAAUAUUGGUAAAUUUGGAUUUAAAAUUAUUGUACACCAAGGGCCAGUUGUACCGCCUACGGUUACACUUCGAUUACGCUUAAUCAGCUGAUAACAGAUUUUAUAAGCGGACAAAUUCGGCCAAUUAAACUUCGGUUAACUUUAAUCGGAGAUGGUACAACUGACCCUAAAUUAUGUAUUCCCUAUCCCUACUUAUAAUCCAUAAUAUGUAUUUUUGCGACUGCCAACAAUUGAAAUCAUUAUAAUAUUAUUUGAGUAUUUAUUUUUAUUUUUUUAACAGUAAAACCUUUUGUUAUAAUAUUUACGUGUAUGGUGUAUUCGUGUGGUUUCAGGGCACGAUUCGGGUACAUCUCGAGAUGUUGUUGGCGAAUACCUUGAGUGAAGUUAUAUCCAGCAUAGUGAUAACGGGUAUCAACCAGCACGGGGUGUCGUCAGCAGCGUCCAGUGGCGUUGUGGCGUCGCCCACGAAAACGCAAUGUUACGACCGGGACAAGCACGCGUGGUCCAUAAGGAGCGAUUGCCAAUCGGAAACGGUCCGACUUCAUAUGGUCUACAAAGAUAUUCAGAACGUGCCCAGAAAUCACCUCAGGUAUGUUUGUUGGACGGCGUACCUGCUGCGUUACCACGGUAAAACGGGCCACGUGGAACCGGUGCCAUUACCAGGUGCACCAUUUAGUCACUAUUACGCCACUGACGCCACUGACGAAGGGAUUAUAAUGGAAACCGACAUAAGCGUCAAAGAGCUCCGUGAUUCGGGUUGUCCUUUUUUGACAGACAAAGGACAAUUGAGGGUCCAAGUCGAAUGGGAAGAAAGCUAUUUACUGUUCCAAGCUACAUACCAUAAAUAUGACGACGUCAGUAGAACUCACAACUACCAGAUGAGACGCGAGAUCACAGCUCUGCAGGCCGAAAACUACAGCUUGGAACGACAGUUGUUCAGCUACCAGAAGAGCAUGUCGCUUGUUCAGAGCCGGGGCACCACGUACUCGGACGAGCUGGACCCGACGGACGUCGGAGACGGCGGCGGCGUCCCGGUGGACGAUCGUGAAGAUCAGCCACAUCAUCAGCAUCAGCACCAAGGGGGCGGAGGUGGCGGCAGUGCGUUCUACGACGACGGCGCGCCCCUACAGCUGCAGUCCGCGGUCGUCGUCGGCCCCGACAGCUACCCGCUGCCCCAACACCACCCACACCACCAUCAACAGCAGCACCCACCGCACCAUCAACUCCACCAUCAUCACCCACUGCCGCAGCCGCCGCAGCAGCACCACCACCACCACCCAUGAGGUCGGCUGCCGUUCCACGAGACCGACGACGGCCACCGUCACGUGCCGCACUAUCGGCACUCGGACGGCGGCAGUGGCCCGGCCACGUGGACGUCGGUGGCCAGCAACGCGGUCACUACAGUGUUCAAAAAGGCCCAGAGACGUUUCAGCGUCAUCCUCUACAACAACAACAAUCCCAUGUGAACGUGCCAAAGACGUAUUAUAAUAAUAAUAUAUAUAAUACCGGCUCGUAAGAUUUCAACUCAAUCGUUUUAAUAAUAAUAUUGUUAGGUAGGUUUAAUACCACUGCAUGCGAUACUAUUGCGUUUAUUUUUUAUUUAGUUUUUUAGGUGUUUGUCGAGUAGGCGCAUUCAAUUUCAUUAUGCAUAUAAUAUAUUGUUAUGUGUAUAGAACGAGUGAGUAGUAGAGAAACGUAGAAAGAGAGUGAGAAGGAGUGUGUGAGAGAAAGAGGGUGACAGCAGAAGAAGGUCUUCUAAAACUUUCUUGCCCGUCAACCUUCAGCCGACAAAAUAUACCUAUAAUUACUGCGCAUUUCGAACUACUACAAAAAAUAGUUUAACGAAUAUUUUUUUUUUUUUUGACACUACGUUUGUUGUAUAUAUGUAAUUAUUAUAAUAAUACUUAUCGCAAAAUCCCGACGACUUUCGUCACGCAUAAUAUUGUAAUAUAUUCACAUAUAUUAGGUAUAUUAUGCAUAUUACGCAGGUCAAAAUAUGCCCCUAAGGUAUAAUAAUAAUUAACAAUAUAUAAUAUAUAGUAUAUACCGGCGUAACUAGUCAAAUAGCUUUUAAAUAUUGAAAAAAAAAAAUCAAAAAAAUAUGUAAUACACAUUUUUGCACUUUAUGUACAAUAUCCAAACUGAAAAUCCCUUGCAUAUAAUUUUUUUUCGAAAUUGUCCCAAUUUUUAGCAGACUAGUUUACGUACCUACUUACGCAUUUUACACUGAUGAUUCCUGGGAUCGUUGCCUAUAAUUUUAUUCUUUUUAUACCAUUCCUGAAUACACCAAAAAAUGUAGAGAGCUGGGAGCUCCUACUGAAUAAUAAGGUAAAUAUACUAAAUACAAUCAAAACUACUUCUAUCAAAACACAAAUUAUUUUUAAAACUUCAAUAUAAUAUUAUAUCAUACAUCAUUAAAACACUGUUAUAUUUGUUGUAUAUAUUUAUCAUUAUGCUUUAAAUGUUUAAAUUUAUAUUUAGGCUUUUUAACACGUUAAGCCUUCAAAUUGUUUAAUACUCCCAAUUUUAUUUUCAUUUGACUCGAAAGACAAUCUAAUAUCGUUCUACAACAUAAUAUACUAUUUCAUGUCAGAGAAAAUUUCCGUUGUUCACACGGAGUUAUUUUUUAUUUAAAACACAAUUAUAUUAUGUUAGCGUUGUGUAAGCAAUACAUUUAAUGUUAUAAAUUCUAACGUAUUUUCUAUAAUCAUCUCUCAAAAAUUAUACAUUUGUAUACGCAAUCUGAUUAUGAAAUAAUAUUAAAUGAAUGAAAUGUAUAAAUAUUAGGACCAAUAGUAAUAAUGUUAGGGUCUGGGGUCGAAAUGACAGUUGGCAUCUAUAUCAAUAUUUUAUCUUAAUCCUUUUUCACAAGGGAAAAAUAAAAAACCAAAGGCCAAAAUGACUUUUUUCCCACCGAAUAAAAGAUUUAUUUCAUGAAUUUUGGAUUUUAUAAUUUACUCAUUCACCAAUAAUAUUUAUAUUUCUACAUUAUAGUUAUUCUUCUCUCAUUUUCAUAUCAAUGAAAUUUUGUUCAAUAUAUUAAUCAAUAGACCGAAUAAUAUAAUAUGACUUGAAUAACUUGACAUUGCAUUAUAUCUACUUAAAAAUAAAUAAAUUAUUUGGUGGAGUUUGAUUUGAAAAUCAUCGACCAUUUUGUUUUAAAUUGACUUUUAAUAUUAUUAUUUGUAAAUUUUCAGAUUAAAAAUAGACCUCGUUUCUGGAAUGAUAAAGUCUAAAAUAUUAAGAAUAUGAGGCUAUUUUCACAGCUAAGUGCCUAUACUACAUAAUUUUAAAUUUACACUAUUGUUUAAAGAGUAAAAUUUACCUUUUGACUACUUCCAAAAAAUGAUGUUCGAUCUCCCAUCUAGAUUACAUUAUCGUCAACUUGACAACACUGUAGAAAUACAUUUACAUUGGUAACUUAAUUACCUACAUCUACGAUAAAUUUUAGAUCAUUACGUUUUCAAUUAUUUUCCAAAAUAACAAACAAUUGAAUAAUUAUAAUAUUGUAUAUGCCGCGUUCAACAAUUCGUCUAUUGUUUUUUUUUUUUUUUUUAAUAUCUAUAAGUGCUCGUCCUAAAUUCUGAUUUGAAUGUAUUAUGUGUUGAAAAGUUCCGGUCAGUUUUUAUAUAUCCUUUCAUUUGCAGUUUGUGUGGGUUUUUAAUUUUUUUAGCUUUUUAUUCAUAAUUUAUAAUUUAUAUUCAUGUUUCUUCGGAACAUCUGUAUUUAAUUAAUUUGCUGUGAAACACGUGAUAUUUAUAUUUUAAAAUAACGUGCGCAUAGAGAAAUUAUUUGAUUUAUUACAAUAAAAUUCUACAUCCUCAUAUCGAUUCAGGAGAAGAUAAAAGAAAAUAUAUAUGAUGGAUCAUACAACUUAUCACAAUGUCCAUUCAUUACACAGGCAGUGAAACAAAUCCAUCCAUAUAAUGCCCAUUUAUUUCCACCUUUUUUAAAAACCUUUUGGAAAAUCAUUUUCUAUUGAUUGGAAAUUAAAAUAAUUCAUGCUAUUAGUUUUAAUCGAUAAGUAAUCAUAUUCCACGAAAAUAAUAUAAAAAUUUCGUUCUAAAAUUUCAUCUAAUAUUAAUAAAAAAAAAUAUAAAUAAUAAUGUAGGUAUAUAUAAACCAAUAUUGAAUACGGGGUUUUCCAUAAAAUAUAAUAUAUUCUUCACACAAUUGUAUACUAAAUUUACAAACCAAACGGGACGAAUACUUCUGUAAAUCAUUGAUAUUUAUAAUGAACGAGAAGUGUAAAAUAUGUACAAUACGACAACAUUUUUCUCAAAAAUUGCAACUUUAAAAUUUAUUUCAUUUUAUUAUUCAUAUUCUAAAAUUCCAAUAAGUCACAGUUCGUUUUGAAUAUUCUACACGCUAUUUUUAAUAUAAUUUAGUUAUCACUACUUUUCAAACGUUUUCUGGCAGUGUUGGUAUAGGUAUAAGCAAUUGUUGCUAUUAAAAAUUAUACAAUACAUACUUCUCAGCAUUAAAAAAAAUAAUAUAUAAAUAUUAUUAAAUAUUAUUUUAAUAUAAAAAUUAAAAAUUAUACGUACUAUCUACCUAAAAGCGUAUUUUCCCGAUUCGUGUGUAGGUAUCUAGGUAAACCAUAAGCGGUUUAUCCGAUCAGUAGAAAACAUUAAUUUUAAAAUUUAGAAGCUGACAACAAUACCUUCUAUCGUACGUAUGUGUGUUUAUUAAUUUUACGUCCGGUAUUUUCGGAAUGUUCGAUUAUAUUAUUGUGUUUUGCAUCGAACCUUUUGUGGUUCUAGUUUUACGAAUACUUUUAAAACACGAGGCUGAAUUUCACAUGGGAUUAAUGGGGUUAACCCCAUAAAACCGUAUGGAAGUUUUCGAAAUUAAAUUGUUAUGGUGAUGAUUUAGAAACUUUAGAUAUAGUCAACAAAACAACAAAAUACCUAUAUAGGUACUUCUUAAAGUAUUAUAAUAUAAUCAGGUAAUGUAUUGCCAUUAUUUGGAUUUAAUUAUAUUUUUUUCUGAACUUAAUUUUGUUACGUCACAAUAGGACCUAAUAUUAUUAUUGGAUUUUUAUAGAUUACAAUUAAACUUAAUGAUGUUUAGCACACGCAGGGGUCUCGCUGUAUCUCUGUAUUUCGUGACGGUCGGUACACGGGCCCUCGUGUUCACCAAAAUGAGCACGAAAAAUUUAAGCGAAAAUUCUAAAAAAAUAUUUAGUACACGUUUGUCGGAAAAUAUUUUAAAGGUUUCCCCAUACGUAUAUAUUAUAAUAUUACAUAAUAGGUAUACGUACCUACGGUAAUCACAAACCGACUCGAAAAGUUUUUUUUUUUACGUAUUCGGGACACGUAUCAUGCAUUCAAACGCCCAAAACUGCAAUGCUAGGGUUUUGACUUGAAUUUUCUAUGUUUUUUUUUCUCCAUUUUUGAUCUAGUACCAACAGAGUUAAGACACGUGUCGUCACCGUCUGACUGUACAACGAUUCCAUUAUUACACACGCGACAAGCCCGCGAAUAUAUUUUUCACCGUUUUUUUUAGAUUUUCUUUUUACUUAUAUAUUUUCGUCUUCUCGCGAUCUCGUCGCGGACAUGCGUACUCGGUAUUAUUGUAAAGUCGGUGCAUUAUUAGAAAUUUAACACCUAUAUGUACCUUAUAUGCUGGUACAUGGAUAUACGGUAUAUACCGCAAGUACGCGUUAUAGAAAAUCGAUUCAUAUUAUACGAAAACGCAUAAUAUUAUAGUUACAUAUUAUAACGACGUAUAGAUUAAAUUUAUUUUUUCUAACGCUUGUAAAAAAAAAUUUACUAUAUUUACUAUUUGAAACUGCAAAGAUUGGUUUUUUUAAUUAGACGAAUUAUUUAUUUUUAACCGUAUUUAGACGGUAUAUGUAUAUACCUACAAAAUAAUAUAGUAUAAUAUGUCAUGUUCAUAUAUUAUAUAGAAUGUACUUACCUAAGCGGCUACGCAUUAGACGAUUAGAGAAGGUAGGUAUACGAAUUGUUUAUUCUGGAAUGCUAUACAGACAUAUAUUUCUACCUGCCUCUAUACAAUGUCAUAUUUUAUGUAGGUACAUAUUAAUAUAACAUGCAUUAUUUUAUCUAAUAUAUAUUCAGUGUAUGAGAUAUAUUUUUGGUAUGUGUACGCAAAUACGAAAUUACAAAAACUAAAAACACCAUAUAAGCACCUUGUGUGUGUGUGUGUGUGUGUGUGUGUAUGGGUGGGUAAGAUAACUGUAGAAGGCACCUAUACUUUAGAGCUGUUCAGUGACAUUUUCGAUAGAUGCCAUUUACAUUUUUAAAUAUUAUUGAGCUAAACGUCCUGCGGUAUAGGUACUUUUAGCAUAUUUUAUAGUAUUUGCUGCUUGUGAUAACGGACAUGAGUAGCUGCGUGAACCGUUUGCUAUACGCUGUUAAAAACCACAGGCGACCGACAAUGUACUAUUAUUUUAUAUUAUUAUUAUAUAGUAAUACCUAACUGAUUUUGUUUCAAACUGAUUUUUUUUUUUUUUUAACAUUAUAUUAUUAUAUUCUUAAAAAUAGUUUGAUAAUAAUAUUGUAGGUACAUUUUUAAAUUUAACACGGAACGCGCGUACUGCGUACUUGUUUCAAACACACAACCUAUACCUAAUACGAAAACCAUUUUCUCCCGCCAAUAUAAUAUAUUUUGUGUGUCACGCAUUUGUUGACGGGUCCUACAAUCGAAUAUCCUUAAAACUCUGUUUGGUUUAUCCGAGGAAGUUUUUUAGGAUAUAAUUCCGGUCGAGCAGACAUAUGCGGGUGGUAUCGCGGAAAAAAUCAAUGGGAAGAAAAACUUUUCGUGAACGUUCUCUCUGUUCCUUACAAUAUCCCAUAUAUUUCACAUUUACGGCGAAUUUCUCAAUGCUACGCCUGGCAUGAAUUUAUAUAGAAUAUUAAUAUGAAAAUGAACUUAUUUUUUUAUAAUGCUACUCUUGUACUUUCUACAGUAGACGUAUAUGUGUGUAAAUCUAAGCUAUAAACGUUAAGUGAUCCUUAAAAGCUGCACCAUUCGAUUAUACAAUAAUAUAUAUAUUUGUAUGUAUAUGUAAUAUAAUAUAUAACAAUGUGUAUUAUGCAUGUAUACGUAUAUAAUAUGUAUAUUACCAUCAGCAUUUUGACCACUAUUUAUCUGUCAAUUAAAACGAUUUUUUUAAAUAAUGAUUCUUACUUAUAAGUACUUAUUGUGAUAUCGAUUUGUUUCUAUUUAUAUUUUA